This is a messenger RNA of Gavia stellata (red-throated loon), 1340 nucleotides long. It is a transcript of the gene PLPPR1, whose product is annotated as phospholipid phosphatase related 1. Lineage: Eukaryota; Metazoa; Chordata; Aves; Gaviiformes; Gaviidae. The record is from RefSeq and is a predicted model, not a curated record. Gene Ontology annotation, molecular function: phosphatidate phosphatase activity. The coding region runs from base 1 to 978 and encodes 325 amino acids. Gene Ontology annotation, biological process: phospholipid dephosphorylation; signal transduction; phospholipid metabolic process. The transcript has 7 exons.
AUGGCUUUAGGAAACAAUACCCAGAGAAGUUACUCCAUCAUCCCCUGCUUCAUCUUUGUUGAGCUUGUCAUCAUGGCUGGGACUGUUCUGCUUGCCUACUACUUCGAGUGCACCGAUACUUUUCAGGUGCACAUCCAAGGUUUCUUCUGUCAGGAUGGGAAUUUGAUGAAACCAUACCCUGGAACAGAGGACGAGAGCUUCAUUUCACCUCUUGUGCUCUACUGUGUGCUGGCUUCAACUCCAACAGCUAUCAUUUUUAUUGGUGAGAUAUCCAUGUAUUUCAUAAAGUCAACCCGAGAAACCCUAAUUAUUCAAGAGAAAACUAUCUUGACUGGAGAGUGCUGUUACCUGAACCCACUGCUUCGAAGAAUAAUACGUUUUAUAGGAGUGUUUGCGUUUGGACUUUUUGCCACUGACAUAUUUGUAAAUGCUGGCCAGGUUGUGACUGGGAACUUGGCUCCCUACUUCCUGACCGUAUGUAAACCCAACUACACUGGAAACGACUGUCGGGCCCACCACCAGUUCAUAAACAACGGCAACAUCUGCACUGGGGAUGUGGAGGUGAUUGAAAAGGCAAGGAGAUCCUUUCCAUCCAAACAUGCUGCUUUGAGCAUCUACUCAGCUUUAUAUGCCACGAUGUACAUCACAAGCACAAUUAAAACAAAGAGUAGCAGGCUAGCCAAACCUGUCCUGUGUCUGGGUACCCUGUGUGCUGCGUUCCUCACUGGGCUAAAUCGAGUUUCUGAGUAUCGAAACCACUGUUCGGACGUGAUCGCAGGCUUCAUCUUGGGGAGUGCUGUAGCUUUGUUUCUGGGGAUAUGUGUUGUCCAUAACUUUAAAGGCACUCAUGGAUCUCCUUCCAAACCGAAGCCUGAAGACCCACGAGGAAUGCCGCUAAUGGCUUUUCCAAGAGUGGAAAGUCCUCUGGAGACAUUGAGUGCGCAGAAUCACUCUGCCUCUAUGACUGAAGUAACCUGAGAUGGAAGAUUGGCAAGAGAAGCUAUUUUUUAUUACCCUCCAGUACAAUACUCCAAGACACACAGUUACUGAAUGUCUAACUGUGAUGACCAGUAUUAUGUUAUGUCUAGUUAGAGGCUAAUGUUUUGUACUUUUUUUUGUAUGAGGAAGUGAUGUAGCUUGCCCUGAUUUUUUGUCAGCUUUAAUAUUAUUAUGCCAGAAUUUAAAAGCAAAAUGGAAAAAGAACAAAAAAAACUUCUCUUGUUUAAAGUGUGCACUGAGGAACUACAUCUAUGGAAUUGUUGAUGUUGUUAUGUGAUAUUUGUACACAAAUUUUUUUCAUUUUUGAAUUUAUAUAUCUUGAAAAAAAAAUUCACUUUUAC